AAGAUGCAUAAGCGAGCGAUGCUGAUGCUGGUGAUGCGAGAAUAAUUUCUCUCCGGAGGCAAGCUUUCAAACGGACCGAGAGGGUCAAAAUGGACUUCAUAUUUAAAAUAAAAUAACCAAACGCAAAAUAUAGUAAUCAACUGCCAAGAGUAGAAGCGACCUUUUGCUCAAAUUGCAACGUAAUAGAGAAAUAGGUGAGGUUGAGUCCCUGGGUCGGAUCCAUCGCUGGAGGGCUGGAGGAGAAAAUUCCGGUCUUCCAUUUUGUAGAAAUCUUCCCUCCAACUGUCAACUUCCUACUGGGCACAGCACUCUAGAGAUCCUCAGUAUGGAGAGAACUGCCAUUUUCACUUCACUGCUCACAGUCUGUUUCGUUUUGGCUAUGUGUCGUUGUUCCCUUGCCGUUCCCUUCUGCCCUGCCCAGUGUGUCUGCGAGACCCGCCCAUGGUACACGCCGCAGUCUGUCUACCACCAAGCCAAGACUGUUGACUGCAACGAACUCCAUUUGAGCAGAAUCCCAUGGAAUAUUUCAGUUGAUACUCAGGUGCUGCUUCUUCAGAGCAACAAUAUCUCCAGGGUAACCUCAGUACUCCAGAGCUUGAUAAACCUCACAGAACUGGAUCUCUCCCAAAACCACUUCACACAAAUCCAAGACGUUGGUUUGAGUAACCUUACCCAACUGGUCACUCUUUACCUUGAGGAAAACCAAAUUAAAGAGCUACCUGAUAUGUGUUUAAAGGAUCUAGUCAACUUAGAGGAACUUUAUAUUAAUCAUAAUCAGAUAUCUUCUAUUGGUCCUAAUGCAUUUUCAGGCUUGGGGAACCUGUUGAGGCUUCACCUUAACUCUAAUAAGCUUGUGGCAAUAGACAGACAUUGGUUUGACUCUCUACCCAACCUUGAGAUCCUAAUGAUAGGAGAAAAUCCCAUUCUUGGACUGCAAGAUAUGAACUUCCACCCCCUCUCUAAAUUGCACAGCCUGGUUCUUGCAGGAAUGGGGCUCAGGGAAAUACCCGAGGGUGCUUUCCAGGGAUUAGACUACCUAGAGAGUCUCUCGUUCUUCGAUAACAAGCUCACGGCUGUGCCAAAGAAUGCCCUGCGUGUUUUACCGAGCCUCAAGUUUCUCGACCUUAACAAAAAUCCUAUUAUACGUAUACAGGAAGGUGACUUCCGAGACUUUCCCCACUUAGAGGAACUCAGUCUGAACAACAUGGAAGAACUUGAGGCAGUUGAGAGGGGCGCGUUCUCUAACUUACAACAAAUGGCCAAACUGGAGCUCUACAAUAACCCCCACCUGUUCUUCAUAGACCGAGCCGCUUUCCUGAAAAUGCGUGACUUGCGCACCUUACUGAUCCACAAUAAUAACCUCAUGCUUUUGCCCCAUGAGAUUUUAUCUGCUUUCCCCAGUCUGGAUGAAAUCAGUCUUUAUGGCAACCCACUCAGGUGCGAUUGUCUCGCCAACUGGGGGCCCAUCCUGGGCAACCAAUCAAGCCUCAAAGUCUUGGAGCCCCAAAUAACUCUUUGUGGUUCCCCACCACAUCUUGUUGGCCACUCCCUUCAGGAAGUGGUGUCUGCAAGUUGGGAUGGGGCAAGCAACACCUGCCUGCCUCUAAUUUCUCAGCAUGCCUUCCCUCCACAGCUCAAUGUCACCAUAGGACAGCUUCUAACACUCAAUUGCUGGGCCGUGGCAGAUCCAGCACCUCAGUUUUACUGGGUGACACCCACCGGUGACAAAGUCACUUCUGAAGCCGUUUCACCAUCCUCGAAUGAGGGAGGAGGAAUGCCAAAGAAGCAUCGGAUGCAAGAUCAAGGUACUCUAGAGAUCCCUCAUGUCGAACCCGAGGAUGCUGGUCUCUACACUUGUGUUGCUUGGAAUGCAGAGGGAGCCGACACCCGGAGCAUCUCUGUGUUCAUGGAUAGGAGCAACUGGCAUGGUGGGCACCCUAUUGGAGGACAUCAAGGGGCGUUGAACACCACUGGAUCUUUAUUAAUCCUGGCAAAAAUCGUCCAUGCCCAGUCUGUGGUGCUCGAAUGGAAGGUGCACCCAUCUGCUGCAUCUUCCAACCAUCUUCCAACAGUGUCACAACCCAAGUGGCUCAGCGCCACAGUUAAAAUUGACAACCCGCAGAUCAGCUACACAGCGAUGGUCCCUGUAGAUGUCCAAGAGUACAACCUCACUCACCUUUUACCUUCCACAGAAUACCAAGUCUGCCUGACCAUGGCCGGCACCGAGCAGACCCAGCACUCUUGUAUCAACGUAACCACCAAAGAAGCCAGCUUUGCCGUGGAGAUGGUUGCCCAGCCGUCCAACGUAGCCCUUGCAGCAGUCUUGGGCUCAAUGUUCGCCAUCUGCAUCAUGGCUCUGUUGGUGUUCUACAUGGGACGGCGCAUGAAGCAGAAAUCUUGUCACCACUCUCUUAAGGAAUACAUUCAGCACACCACUUCCAUUCCUCUGAACGAACUCUACCCACCACUUAUUAACCUCUGGGAGAAUGAGACGGAAAAAGAGAAAGAGGGCACUGCUGACCCUCAGAACUCACAGAUAGACACUUCAAAAACAUACAUGUGGUAACUGCACAACAGAAAGGAGACAUUUUAAACUGUAUAUGUACUCUGUUGUACAUAAAUGACAAGUAUGUAUUAUUGAUUUGUCCUGGUGAAACUGAAAGAUAUAUGUUUUUUUAGAUUGUACCCUCAAUGCGAAGCACGCUUGGUUGCAGUUUUGUUAGACAUCCAACAGACGUGGGCUGCAAAACACAUUCUAUGGUUUUGCAUUGCAUUGUAUUUUCUGAAACUAGUUCAACGUUAAGCAUGCCAAUGUGUUAAUAAUUAAUAUAAUUUAUUAAUUCUAUAUCAGCACUAAGCAAGCUAAUACACUAACACAGAUCAACACUAUUUAUAUUUCCUUUCACAUAUCAAAUGCAGUCACAUGACAUCAGAUUCGGGAGUUUUUGCAUGGAUUUUGCAUGAUAUUUUGGUGCUAACAGGGAGUUUUUUCCUAGUUUUCUCACUUCUAAAUAAUAUACUGGCGUGAGAAGGUGACAUGCACACACUCAUUGCUCUAAUUUUUUCUUAAGCUCGUCACAUUUUAUCACCUGCAUUGUAAUGAAAAUAAAACUUAAACCCAGGUGCUACGAACUGGCAUUUUCCCCAAACUAAUUAGCUGUCAUAUGUAAUUAAUAUCUGGACACAACUGCGCAGCUGUGCUAAUUUAUUCUUGCAUUGUUAAAUAACUAUUUAUGGUUGAGGGUGUGAAAAUGGCUUGGAAAAUGGUUUUAUUAGCACUGUCUGAAAAUGUAUUUCAUAUUUGAUUGAAAAAAGUAAUUAGACUAUAACGAUCAUGUGGUUCAGAUACCUAACAUUUACUUACAGACAUUCACCAAUUGCUAACAAUGAUGGGGCCAUUCAAUGCUUUGCGCCUCUUCAUGCACAUGGCGUUUUGAUUACUGAGAGAUUGCUUCAGUUCUCAGUUAAACAUGUUGCCAAACUCAAUAUUCACACAAUUCAGUCUUAGUUUGGUACAUUAGGUAUAAGUGUGAGUGGAGAAUGAAAACUGAAUUGUAUGAGAAUUAAAAAAAGAAUCAAUGUGUGUUUUUUCCUCACAUAGAUGAACUGACUUUUAAAAUACACGUGCCACCCUGAAAACAAUAUCUGAUUUAUUUUUUAAGGUGCUGACAUGUUUAAACCUGUUAGAUUUGUGCAUAAUCCUGCAUCAUACUGAUUAAUUCAAAAGUUAUGCAAGACACAUGCUCAUGUAUUGUUGUUCUGUUGUGUAUCAGCAAAUGACAUCUAUCCAGAUGUUGAUGAAAAUAAUCAAGUUAAAUUUUGAGUUCUUUAAGGGUUUAGCUUUACAGGUGCACUCAUUAAUUUUCGAUCAUUAAAAACGCUGAAACCCUAAAGAAAUUAUUAUUACUUUUGAAAGACAGUAACACUGAAUAAAACCCUGAAGUCAUAUUGGUAGCUUAAUAAAAACAAUUUCAUUUUUAAAAUGGACAUCACAUGACCAGAUGUGAUCACUUUAUAUAAUACGAAUUACUUUAUUGUGAAAAUGUACGUAUAUAUAUAUAUAUAUACUUUUUUUCUACUAGGUGCACUUUUGUUAUGUAUUAUUUGAACCAAAGAUUAGACACAUUUUCAACAGUUCAAUAGUCACUGUCAUAAGUCAAUGAGAUGUCAUGAUAUAUUUAGCUCUAAAGUACAGUGAGGGAAAAUAUCUAUAAGUUACAGUAUGUUAACACUUCUUGAUCUUUUUUACUUUCAGCUCAGUUUUUGAGCUGUAUGUUAUAAGGGUUGUUGUUUUGGCAUUUUAUGCUGGAUUUUAUUUUCUUUAUUUUAGUUUCUAAUUUAAGGGGUUAGAAAAUGCACUCAAGUUCAUACAGACAACAACUAGAAUUUACAUGUGAGCAGUCAAUUCUAAUGUGAAAUGUUGUUCAUAGGCAUGUCACAUGUUUUUAAGAUGUUCUUUCAUCACUGACUGUAAAUCACAUUGUGUGUUAUUACUGGCAGAGAAAACGUCACCUUAGAUUAAGCAUUAAAUGUAUCACUACAGCUCUGUCCUCUAGUGGUGGAGGACACUAAUGACGUCUUACAUGAUUUACUGUAUCUCAGUGAAUAGCAGGGUAUUUUGUAAUAGAGGAAUAUUAUUGUUAUAUUUCAAUUCAAAAGUCAACAAUAAUGGUUUUACACUGUUAAGACGUGUUGUGACGUCCGUGUACAGUAGUUCAGGAGAAAUGACUGUCUGAAGAAAUAUUUGAGAGAAAUAAACAAUAUCACUAGAACUA
Messenger RNA from Carassius gibelio (silver crucian carp), 4775 nucleotides. RefSeq names its product leucine-rich repeat neuronal protein 1-like. The coding region runs from base 326 to 2566 and encodes 746 amino acids. The transcript is spliced from 2 exons. Gene Ontology annotation, molecular function: protein binding. NCBI's taxonomy places the organism in Eukaryota, Metazoa, Chordata, Actinopteri, Cypriniformes, Cyprinidae. The record is from RefSeq and is a predicted model, not a curated record.